CGCCCAUCAUAGCGGUCCCGACGCCCAUCGUAGGGUCUAGCUCACCAUGGCGCCUUUGAACCAGCAGGCAGUCAUUAACGAGCAGACGAUUGCCAUCCAGACGGCGGUCAACCUUUGCUUCUUCGGUGUUCAAGCCGCUCUAUUCAUCGCUGCGGUUUCUAUGCUGAGCUAUUCGAAGUCGCGAUUUCGAUGGCUGACCGUAGCCAUUGUGGCCCUGUUCAUUUCCUCCCUAAUCGGUGUCGUCGACCAGACCGUAGUCUUCGUCAUCCAGUUCACGACCAACGCCAGUAAUGCAUCCCGUCUAAUUCCCCUCUUCCACCGGAUGAACAUCGUCAUGAACGUCAGCCAUCGGUUCAACUACUUGGUCGGUGAUUUGAUCGUCGUGUGGCGGGCUUGGGUGGUGUGGCCGGACAGUCGGACGGCGCGGUUCUUGCUUGUGCUCUGCAUUUGCGGGAGUGUCGCAGGAACAAUAAUCAACAGUGUAUGGCAAGCGCAGUGGACACUGCAGGGCGACAAAGGAAAGUCGGCCUUGACGCGCACUCUGACCAUUACUGUCCCGCUGCUUGCCACGAACUUUGUGGCAACAGUACUCAUGGGAAUACGUCUCUGGACUUACCGCCGCAACAUCAAGUCCAGCCUCGGCGUCCAAUCUCGCCUAAAUAGGGUAGAAGGCACCCUUCUUGCGCUAGUCGAGACCAGCUUCCUGUACUGCGCGCUCUGGGUACUCUUCCUCGUCACUGGUCUCCAAGAGCCAGUCAAGGGCAAAAUCAACAUAUACGGCGUGAUUCAGCCCGCUUACCACACCAUCGCGGGUAUCUAUCCUACAUUCAUCGUCCUGCUCGUCGCCACCAAGCGCUCCACCGCAGAGACUUACCUUAGCGUCAGCGAGCCGAAGGAGACUCUUCGCUUCACUCCCGGUCUAGGAGAUACGACGCGUUCCUUUGGACAGACCGUCGACACGAGCACAAAUGCUGGCCACAUGGACGCACACGAAUUUGCUGCUAUGCAGACGGAAAUUCGAGAUGUGCCGUGUGGAUCUCGUACUCUGCUCGAUGACGUUGAUGUCGUUCAGGAUGUUUCUGCGGAUGGGGUAGCGGCGAAAACGCCCGAGGGCUCGAAGGGGGGCGAUUAUAGUCGUUGGGGAGAUAGGUAAUGUUUUGGGCGGAUUUUCUUGUAUCGGCCUUGCUCGAUAUUACUCUACCUUAUGUGCGUUAUAAACGAGCUAUAAUGGACUUUGGAUGUGGUGCAUGGACUGCCCGG
Messenger RNA from Schizophyllum commune H4-8, 1260 nucleotides. RefSeq lists its product as uncharacterized. Bases 47 to 1153 code for a protein of 368 amino acids. The record is from RefSeq and is a predicted model, not a curated record. The transcript is spliced from 8 exons. NCBI's taxonomy places the organism in Eukaryota, Fungi, Basidiomycota, Agaricomycetes, Agaricales, Schizophyllaceae.